CAUUGAGUAUCUAAUAUUUUCUCAUUAUUUUGUCAGAGAACACCGAAAACGAAAGUUAGAUAACAGAAAAUGCUAACAAAUACACUGCUAAAGGGACUUUAUUCCAAACGAUGAGUCACCAAACUGAGAUAGAGAAAAGAAAAUACAGGAAUUGGGUAAGAUGUGGAUUGGCAUAUAAAUAUCUAAAACAAGGACUGGAAGGUUUUGCUGAUAAUGUUGUCAAACAAGAACAUAAGAGAAUUCUUAGUUCUAUCAAUUACACACCUGGUAUUAUCUGUACUCGGUGUAUCAUUGGAAACCUGAAACCGACACAUGCAUGCAUAAUAAAUUCUGCAGGUAAAAAUGAGUGCUACUGGGGUCAACAUAAGUGUAAUUGUUUGCACACAAAGAAGGAAAAAUGUCGUCUUCAUAUAUGUGAUCGCAUUAUGGAAGAACUAUUUAGAAGCCAUGGAUCCACCCCGCCAACACUUAACUGGGCUAAUACAGAUAUUCAAAAAUGGUGUACAGAACCGUGGGAGGUCGCCAAAUCUUUCAUUAAUGCACCUGGUUAUUCAGAUAAGACAAAGGCAGCUGAUGUAGACAUAUCUGGAUUACUCCUUGUCUUCAUUAAUAAUACCAAUCUUCAUUCUCAUUUAGCAUGCUCCAUGGCUGGAAAAAAUGUUUUUGUCAAGGUGCGAGAAAGAAGAAACAAAUUGUAUCAUUCAACCACCAUGGAAAUUGAUGAAGGGGAAAUGUUUGAAUGUAUAGAUGAUAUCGUUGAAAUUCUUGAAGACCCGAAACAACUCAAAGGAAGACCCGAUGCUCAGCAAGCUGUCAAUAAACUCAAACAAUUAAAGAAUAGUGACUUCUUAAUCACUACCCACAAUGAGGUCGAGGUAUGUAGAGAGGCAUUAGCAUCCGUAAACCUAAAAUCAAAAGAAAUAGAACAGGCGAUUCAAGAUGCAAAGAAUUUCAUGAGUGAUGAAAAGAAAGAUAUUGAAGAGAGAUUGCAACAAGCAGCAGAUCAACAUAAAAAGGAUGUUAAAGAUGUCAGUGAUCAGGUAACGGAUACAGCUAAGGAGACAAUACAGAGCAGUCUACAAGGAGCUGUCAAAGAAUUUGACAAACACAGCGAAAUAUUAUAUGAAAGAGUAACGACACAGGAAACACACGUUUCUAGGAGAAUAGGGAAACUAGAAAUAGACGUUUCAUCUGUGGAAAAACGAGUAACAUCAUUAGAACGCACGGUUGGAGAAUUAGACUGUAUACGACAGAUGUUCAAGAAACGUUUAGAUAACGUCGAAGAGAAGAAAGAGCUACAAGAUAAUCUUGUUAAAUCUUACCAGAAGUAUUAUGUGAAGACAACACUUUCUCCUUUGAAGCAACAAGAAGAUAGCAUCAACGUUAAAGAUGUAUAUGUACCUCCUGAGAUAGAGGUUGUUGAUGAAAAUCAAUCAGCAAAUCUGGAUAAAGGUAGGAGGAAGAUGAAAGCGAAGGUUAAAGGAUAUCAAGACAUCUUUCAAACAAAAGGGCGGCAGAAUAGGAAGAUUUACAUAUUAGGUGAUGUUGGAACAGGAAAGAGUACGUUCUGUAAAAUGAUGAUUGAAAACUGGUGUACUGCUGUAACGGGUUCGACCGAAAGUUCUAUUCGCUACGAAAAUGCUUGUGACAGAAUGGUAUGCAGUGACAACAUUAUGGAAAAAAGCUGUGACGAUGAUGUCAGUCAGAUAGGGCAGUAUGAAUUUCUUUUCUUUUUACCACUGCAAUAUAUGUCAACAUUUCAGUCAGAUGUCAUCGUUGAUAUGAUUAAGGAACUCACAAAAGAUCUCAUUUCAGAUACAGAUUUGAUUGACAGAAUAUUUCAGGAAAACUCAAUGCGUUGUCUUAUCAUUGUUGAUAGUUUGGAUGAAUGGACGCCUCCUAAAGAUGUUGUGCGUAAACCGCAUGUAAGUUAUGGAAUACCAAACGGGGACAGAGCUAAAGACGCAACAGUCCUGACAUUAUCUAGACCAUCAGCAAAAGGAUUACAUAAUUUGAAAAAAUCCGAAGUUGAUCUCAAGUUUAAAUUAUUAGGUAUAUCUAGUAGCUCGAUGGAACGAUUCGUUAAACGAUACAUUUCUGAUUAUGACACCUUUUUCAUCAAAAAAUCUUAUGAUAAAUUCAUAGCUAUUUUGCUGUCAAAACAGAUUGAGCAUGUGGAGAAAACGCCAUUGCUUUUGCAACAACUUCUUUGGUUAUACUGUAAUGAUAUAUACAUCGGUGAAUCAAUUAGCGAAACUUACUGUCAGAUUUUAAAUACCAUGUUUGGUUGGUCAGACCAAAGUAAAGAAGAAGAUGACACUGAUGAAUGUCAGACUUUGGAAGAUUUCCCAAACUUAACACUGCCCAAUAUGUUAAAAAGAUUUCCAAGAUUAGAGAACAACAAACGUGUCCUAUUUCUCCUAGGUCGUACUGCAUUUGAAAAAUGUCUUUCUGGAAAAUUACAUGGAACAUUUGCUUGUACUUACCUUAGCAAAAGAGACUUGCCAAAAUGUGAUGUGGUUAAGCUUACACGAUUGGGCAUCUUGAAUGAGAAUAAGUGCUAUAACCCAACAUUCGAAGACACACAGCUGGAUUUCAUCCAUUUCUCUUAUCUCGAGUUUUUUGUUGCAUUAUAUGUAACGAUAUGUUGUUGCAUUGAACAAGUAGACUCACGUCCAGAGAAACAGAACAAUGGAAAACAUACGGUUGUAGAUGAGUUGCUUGGUACAUGUACAUCAGUUUUUGACGUAUUACAGUUGUCCAAUGUGAUUAAAAUGAUUUGCGGUUUAUCCCCCUUACUUAUUGGUGAUUUGUCAAAAGGGAUUUCCUGUAUUGUGAAUGGAGACAAACACAUUUCACAUCUUAGAAAAAAUGCGUGUAAAACGUUAUACAGAAAUGAUGAGAUUGUUCAGAUACAACGGCUGAUGGUAGACUGUCUCAAAGAGUGUGGUUCAUUUUGUAGGACAUUGGUCAAUAUCAGCGAUCUAUGCAUAAGUGAUCUUGAACCUAGUCCGUCUCUACAAAGGAUAAACACAGAUAAUGUGUUUUCUCUGGCAUUUGUAGAUUCACCAGAAAAUGAUGUAGUGGAGUACAUCACACAAUGCAAACAUUUGCAAUACUUAAAUAUCAAAUAUGUUUCCUUUAAGAGGACAGAUAUUUCAUUAUUAUCAGAACAAAUAUCUGUUAAACAGUUGAUGCUACAUUGUGUAGAUGUUGAAGAAGAUGAUGUUAAAGAACAUGCUACAGUUAACCUGACUAGACAGAACCAGAUGCAGAUACUUGAGCUUUUUUCAUGUGAUAAUAUGAGAAUUUCUGGCAUAAACACUGAAAAACUAAAACAAGUUCACAUUGAAAAUUGUCCUGGUAUAAUUAAUUUUGAGUUUUUAUCAAAUGCCCCGCAACUGACAGAGCUUUGCAUUGAGAAUUAUGAUGCUGAUUGUGUAUCACAGGGUCAACGUUAUCAUAUUGACUUGUCUAAACAAAUACAUCUCCAAACACUUAAGCUGAUAAACUGUCCUGAUAUAGUUAAUUUUGAGUUUCUAUCAAAUGCAGGCAGACUUACAGGCAGCCUCUUAGAGCUUUGUAUUGAGAAUACUAAUGCUCAUUUGGUAUCACAUGGUCAACGUUAUCAUAUUGACUUGUCUGAACAGAAACAUCUCCAAAUACUUAAGUUGAUAAACUGUCCUUAUAUAGUAAAUUUUGAGUUUCCAUCAAAUGCAGGUAGCCUCACAGAGCUUUGCAUUGAGAACAGUGAUUUUGUAUCACAGGGUCAAUGUCGUCAUAUUGACUUGUCUGAACAGAAACAUCUCCAAACACUUAAGUUGAUAAACUGUCCUGAUAUGUCAAUUACAGGAUUAAAUGUUGAACAACUUGAACAUAUAUACAUUUCUGGAUGUCCCACAAUGCACACUAUAAAACUGUCAUCUUGUACAAGCAAAUCUAAGAAACUUUUUGCUGACUUUGUAGAUGUGGAACAGUCUUUACUGGAACAGUUUUUACUACAAACAAAUUUGAGAAAACUGAGUUUAUCUGAUAUUAGAGAUAAUGUUUAUGUUGAUCUGUCUAGACAAAACCAAGUACAAACACUUAAGCUGAAAGAUUGUCCUGGUUUAGUCAUUACAGGAUUAAAAACUGAACACCUUGAACAGGUAUAUAUUUUUAACCUGGCGGAAUAUGUAUUAAGAGAUUAUCAAAACACUAUGUUUGACUUAAAUUGUUUAUCAAACGCAAAGAAACUCAUUGAAUUACACGUGGCUGGAUUUUUUGGUAAUGUAGCACCACUUGUAUCGUUAUUACAACAAACUACUUUAAAGCAACUGACUUUGACACGUAUGUAUCACGAUCAGGGUGUUUUGCUUGCAAUAGAUCUGUCUGAUCACAAGUUACAGAAACUUGUGCUUUCAAAUUGUAAUUGUAUGAAAUUUUACAACUUAAACACUGAUCACCUUGAACAUCUGGAAAUUUCACAUGGUUUAUUAGAUUUUACUAUAGUAUCAAAUGCCAGCAGUCUGACUGAACUCUGCUUAAGUGGCACAACAUUUCAAUAUAGCAAACAAGAAAAUAAUGUAGUACAUACUUUACAUCAACUUAGGUCACUCAUAUUAUCGGGUAUAAUUAUAGAUGAUAACGCUAUUACUGUAACACCAGAAAUGAAAAGUCUUACUUACAUCAAACACAGAGUAACAAGAAUGACUCUGUCAACAUGGUGUACAUUUGUUGAAAGUCUUCUUAGUCUUUGCCAAUCUGUUGAGGUUGAAGCAGUCGGUAUGACUAAAGAAAAACUUGACUUUGUACGAAAUAAUGUGAGAUUUGAAGUUAUUAGGGAUGAAACUAAUCAUUCUAUAUUUCAAUUUAAAUCAAGGAAAUAAUAACACCACAUUGAGUAUUUUGUGAUUAUAAGUGAUAUUGUAACACGCAGCGUCAGUUCGAAUUUAGGUGCAAUUAAUUUAUUACGGACAGGUUUAUGUCUCUUGAUAUUUCAACUUUCUGUAAAGUUAUUGUUGGUCUUGUUUCAUCUAAAUUUAAAGCAGUGAAUUUAUUUUUUGCUGAGGGUUUUAACAUUGUGCUUUUAGAAGAUUAUACCCAUGGUCUUUGUUUAAUCAUUUUUUAUUAUGCUAUUUUUAUACAUAACAUGUAUCAAUAUAACACUUGACCUUCAUAAAAUAAGCAUAAAUAAAAGCAAAUGUAGUGGGACAACAGUGCCCUACGGACAAAUUUCUAGUUUGUAUGUGUGUUUUUGUUUUUGUUUGUUGUUUUUUAUGUUGUUGAUGUUUGUUCUUGGAAAGGGGAGUUAAGGACCACUGUAUCAAUUUAUUAUAAAUUAUCUAUGUAAUUUCACAGUGAAAA
Molecule: messenger RNA, 5346 nt
Organism: Ruditapes philippinarum (Manila clam)
Lineage: Eukaryota; Metazoa; Mollusca; Bivalvia; Venerida; Veneridae
Exons: 5
Coding region: 111-4868 (1585 amino acids)
Source: RefSeq, a predicted model, not a curated record